This is a messenger RNA of Nymphaea colorata (pocket water lily), 1541 nucleotides long. Its product is annotated as type III polyketide synthase B-like. NCBI's taxonomy places the organism in Eukaryota, Viridiplantae, Streptophyta, Magnoliopsida, Nymphaeales, Nymphaeaceae. The coding region runs from base 227 to 1405 and encodes 392 amino acids. Gene Ontology annotation, molecular function: acyltransferase activity, transferring groups other than amino-acyl groups. The transcript is spliced from 2 exons. Gene Ontology annotation, biological process: polyketide biosynthetic process. The record is from RefSeq and is a predicted model, not a curated record.
CUACACAUACCUAAUAACAUCACGCCCUCGGCGUUUGCCAACUAUGGUUCUUCUAGUGUGGUAAAUGUUGGUAUGCCUGCCUCAUAGGCUUUCACUUGCCAAAAUAUUUUUGUAAACCAACGCCGACCAUAUUUAUAUGAGAGGUGCGUCGCUCCGGCCUUCUAAGCAGGAUCAGUUCAGCAAUAAGAUCUGAAAACUCCUUUGGUCGACCUUUUCUUAUAGCAAAAUGGUGGUCGGCGCACCAAAGCCCGGUGAGAACACUCUCCCGGAAUGCACUCCUGGGAAGGCUGCCAUUCUUGCUCUAGGAAAAGCAUUCCCUCACCAACUGGUCAUUCAGGACUACCUUGUUGAUGGCUACUUCAAGAACACCAACUGUGAUGAUCUGUACCUGAAGCAGAAGCUGGCUAGGCUAUGCAAGUCUACCACAGUGAAAACAAGAUACGUGGUGAUGUCAGAAGAGAUCUUGAAGAAAUAUCCGGAGCUAGCAGUAGAGGGUCUACCAACAGUGAGGCAGAGGCUGGACGUAUCCAAUGAAGCAGUAACCAAAAUGGCCAUUGAGGCAUCAAGGUCAUGUGUAAAGCAAUGGGGCAGACCCGCAUCAGACAUAACCCACCUGGUUUAUGUCUCUUCAAGUGAAGCCAGGCUCCCUGGAGGUGACCUCCACCUAGCCAGGGGACUUGGCCUGAACCCGGACGUUUGCAGGGUCCUGCUUUACUUCAUGGGCUGCUCCGGUGGAGUCGGGGGCCUAAGAGUAGCCAAGGACAUAGCCGAGAACAACCCCGGCAGUCGAGUUCUCCUCGCAACAUCAGAGACCACCAUCAUCGGAUUCCGGCCGCCCAGUGCCGACCGGCCAUAUGACCUUGUUGGAGCUGCAUUGUUCGGAGAUGGUGCCGGUGCGAUGAUCCUGGGCACCGAUCCAGUUCCGGGGGUGGAACGGCCGUCUUUCGAGCUACACUACGCAGUCCAGACCUUUUUGCCCAACACAGAGAAGACCAUUGAUGGGAGGUUGACAGAGGAAGGCAUAAAUUUCAAGUUGGGGAGGGACCUGCCGGAGAUAAUUGAGGACCAUGUGGAAGAAUUCUGCAUGAAGCUGAUGAAGAAGGCAGGAUUUGAGGGGGAGCAGUACAAUAGGAUGUUCUGGGCAGUUCAUCCUGGGGGCCCAGCCAUACUCAACAGGCUGGAGAAGAGGCUGAACCUGUUGCCGGAGAAGCUGAGUUGCAGCAGGAGAGCACUGAGUGACUAUGGCAAUGCAAGCAGCAACACGAUUGUGUAUGUGAUGGAUUACAUGAUAGAAGAGAGCACGAAGUUGAGGGAGAGAGGAGAGAAGGACAGUGAGUGGGGGUUGAUUCUGGCUUUCGGCCCUGGGAUCACGUUUGAGGGGAUUCUUGCCAAGAAAAUUGUGUGAAGUCUCCCUAAGUUUUAAUCCUUUUUUCCCUUUAAGGUAGCCAUUAAUGUGGCUCUUAUGCUUUUCCUGCUCGCAAUUCGAAAGAAACCGCUGGCCCGCUCUCUCAAAAUUGUGAGGAAAUGCUGAUUUACUACUA